Messenger RNA from Podospora pseudocomata, 816 nucleotides. RefSeq lists its product as uncharacterized. The transcript has a single exon. Lineage: Eukaryota; Fungi; Ascomycota; Sordariomycetes; Sordariales; Podosporaceae. Gene Ontology annotation, molecular function: methyltransferase activity. The record is from RefSeq and is a predicted model, not a curated record. The coding region runs from base 1 to 816 and encodes 271 amino acids.
AUGGCAGACAAAUACAUUCACGGCCACUCAGCCGCCGUUCUCGCCGCUCACUCUCGGCGCACCGCCCAGCGGGAUGCAGCGUAUCUCAUUCCUCACAUCAAGCCCCACUUCGACAUUCUCGACAUUGGGUGCGGACCAGGAACCAUAUCUGCCGACUUGGCCACUCUCGUGCCUCAAGGGAGGGUGACAUGCGUCGAAAUCACCGAGUCGGCUCUCAAUGCAGCACGCAGCACAUUUACUUCUCGCUCCCUUGGCAAUGGCGACUUUGUGGUCGGAGAUGUGACCUCUCGCCUACCGUUUGAGGACGAUAGUUUCGAUGUCGUACAUUUACACAUGGUCAUUAUGCAUCUGCCCUGCGACGCCACUGUUGCACUGAAAGAGGUCCGAAGAGUGCUCAAGCCAGGAGGCGUCGUUGGAUGCAAGGAGAUGAUCAUGAGCACAACCAGGUGGUUUCAGGUGGAUAAGAGACUCGACAUGUGGGAGAAGGCGAUCACGGGCACGAUUCUCGAGACCGGAGGCAGUCCGGACAUGGGGAUGGGCUUGAAGAGCGCUGCACUGGAAGCUGGGUUUGAACAGCAGAAGGUGCAGAGCACGGCAAGUUCAUGGUGCUUCUCGGACGAGGAGGCAGUCCAAUUCUUUGGCGAUAGUUGUGCGGAAAGAUUCAGGGAGGGAAGCCAGCUUCGGGAAAAGACUAUCGGAGGAGGCCAUGCAACACCCGAGGAGGUUGAUGACUUUGUCAAAGCUUGUCAUGAAUGGAAGGAGAAGAAGGGAUCGUGGUUUGGGGUUAUGAAUGGAGAGCUUUUGGCGUGGAAGUAG